Messenger RNA from Chlorocebus sabaeus (green monkey), 4711 nucleotides. RefSeq names its product potassium inwardly rectifying channel subfamily J member 6 (gene KCNJ6). Gene Ontology annotation, molecular function: G-protein activated inward rectifier potassium channel activity. Lineage: Eukaryota; Metazoa; Chordata; Mammalia; Primates; Cercopithecidae. Gene Ontology annotation, cellular component: plasma membrane. Gene Ontology annotation, biological process: regulation of monoatomic ion transmembrane transport; potassium ion import across plasma membrane. The record is from RefSeq and is a predicted model, not a curated record.
AUAUGGGAUAUAUGACUCAGAAGUAAUAGCAAGUCAGAUUAAACCUCUUAGGGAAAAUCAACAGCAAAUACAAGCUCACAGGCUGUGUGUAAGGUUAACUUGUACAUGACUUUGGAUGCAAAUUGACACAAACACCUCUCCAUAUUACAGUCAUUUUUAGAGGCCAGGCAACAUUCUUGGGGGGACCUGAAUUGCUAGGUAAUUAAAAUGUAUGUAUGUAGAAUAAAAUAAUCUUGGAAAUAAGAGAUUUCCAUAAGCAUUCUCUCUAAAAUAAGGUCACGUUCUUAGAGGUAGAGAUUCUGUGCCUUGUGGAAGGAAAGCCACUUCAUAAAGCAGCACAAGAAUAGCCGGUUAUUGAAAGGGCCAUUAUAAAAUUACUAGCCAAUGGUAUUUGCUGCUCUUACAAUUUGUCAAUCCAUUCAUCCCUAGGAAAAAGAUAGCAUAAAAGAGAGGUCUGUUCAUAGGUAGAAGCAGUUUGUGGGAAAGCUUUGGAAAUGCAGAACCAUUGUUUUUGAUGACCAUGAGAAAAAAAGAGGGUGCAAGAGGGCAGCACUAUGAAGGGCCCCUGGAAUAACAGCACAAAGCGAGUUAGAUUCAAAGAGUGGAGUAGACCUUUGUCUAAGGGGCUUAUCCUGACAAAUUCAACUUUGAAGGCAGCCCGGGUCAUUCUUGGAAGAGGCUAUUCUUUGUCUCCAGUGACCCCAGAGACACCAUAUAAAGGUGGGGUGAUGAUGCCGCAGCCGGGACCAGGUCCCAGUUGCGGUGGACAGGACAGAAGGGACUGGAUGGGGCAGCAGGCUGGGGCGCCACCAGGUACAAGCAAAGCCCAGGGAUACGGCCCCUCCUCUCCGUCCCGGCUGCUCGCUGCGCCCCCUCCGGGCCGUACAGGCUCCGGCUCCCGCGCCGGGGCUGCCUCUCACGGAUUUCAGCCUGGUGGGAGGCAGUGCCCAGAGCCUCUUUUUCCUUAUCUCACAAAACCCUAAAAGACAAAACUGCUCCCCGAGCUUCGGUUCUUUCCUGCUUUCCAGGCGUGUCUCCGGCAAUAACUUACUUAGUGGCACGGGGAGAAAGGUGGGGACUCGGGGGUCGGGAGCCGAAACCCAAAAGAUUCCCCCAGCAUGGAGCACCCACGUUUCCAGUGUCAUGUUGGAGAGGCGGGGGAUGCUUGUUGGUUUGUGCCUAGCCCACCCCCACCAAGCCUGGUCCUCGACGCGCUGAGACGCUAGCGGGUGUGGGCGGCGGGGUGGGCGUCUCUGGGUCUGUGGCUCUGUCCUGCCCGCCCCCGCCCCUUCCUCCCGGACCGCGCCGGCGCUGUGCGGCCUUUUCCCCAGCACGCGGCGCUGCGCUCGCUUUUAUCUUGGAGCCGCGUCGCUUCGUGCGCUGCCAGCGGGGUUGAGCCAGUCGGCUGGAAUUGAGUAGCAUUCAUUGAAUCUGCGGAUUUCAUGACGUCUCUCUGCGUGGUCCAUCACUUUUCUCCUAACCGGGGAUUUUUUUUUACUUCUGCCACUCUUAUCUUUCCCCGCUUCAUUCCACCCAGUCUUCCUCCCCCGUCCCUGCCCAAACGCGUGCCCCUCCGCCCCUCCUUUGGCCCCGGUGCCCAGCCCUGCUCUCCGCGCUUGGCCGGAGGGAGCCAGUCCGGAGACGGCUGCACCUGGCUGGAGAGGCUGGGCGGGCGGAGGGGUGGACACCCGCGGGCGCCGGGAAGCCGGACCUGGAGCAGGAGCAGCUGCGAGCAGAAUGGAGUCUCCUAACAGCCUCUCGGGGCUGAUGUGAAAUUUGACCACCUGAUUCCAGUUUUUUUCUUUUCCUUUUCUUUUUUGCAUUUCCUUCCCUCGCCAUCCGCCGUGUAGUGAAUUGUUCAGUCUUGCUCGGUUUCGAGAGAGGAGAUCAUGAUUGAGUGAAGCCACCCCGUCCGCAGCCAGGAAAAGCACAAAGAAGAAACUGCAACAAUGGCCAAGCUGACAGAAUCCAUGACUAACGUCCUGGAGGGCGACUCCAUGGAUCAGGAUGUCGAGAGCCCAGUGGCCAUUCACCAGCCAAAGUUGCCUAAGCAGGCCAGGGAUGACCUGCCAAGACACAUCAGCCGAGACCGGACCAAAAGGAAAAUCCAGAGAUACGUGAGGAAAGAUGGAAAAUGCAACGUUCAUCAUGGCAACGUGAGGGAGACCUAUCGCUACCUGACCGAUAUCUUUACCACCUUAGUCGACCUGAAGUGGAGAUUCAACCUGUUGAUUUUCGUCAUGGUUUACACAGUGACCUGGCUCUUUUUUGGAAUGAUCUGGUGGUUGAUCGCGUACAUCCGGGGAGAUAUGGACCACAUAGAGGACCCCUCCUGGACUCCUUGUGUUACCAACCUCAACGGGUUCGUCUCUGCUUUUUUAUUCUCAAUAGAGACAGAAACCACCAUUGGUUAUGGCUACCGGGUCAUCACGGAUAAAUGCCCAGAGGGAAUUAUUCUCCUCUUAAUCCAAUCUGUGUUGGGGUCCAUUGUCAAUGCAUUCAUGGUGGGAUGCAUGUUUGUAAAAAUCUCUCAACCCAAGAAGAGGGCAGAGACCCUGGUCUUUUCCACCCAUGCAGUGAUCUCCAUGCGGGAUGGGAAACUGUGCCUGAUGUUCCGGGUAGGGGACCUUAGGAAUUCCCACAUUGUGGAGGCUUCCAUCAGAGCCAAGUUGAUCAAAUCCAAACAGACCUCGGAGGGGGAGUUCAUCCCGUUGAAUCAGACGGAUAUCAACGUAGGGUAUUACACGGGGGAUGACCGUCUGUUUCUGGUGUCACCGCUGAUCAUUAGCCAUGAAAUUAAUCAACAGAGUCCUUUCUGGGAGAUCUCCAAAGCCCAGCUGCCCAAAGAGGAACUGGAAAUUGUGGUCAUCCUAGAAGGAAUGGUGGAAGCCACAGGGAUGACAUGCCAAGCUCGAAGCUCCUACAUCACCAGUGAGAUCCUGUGGGGUUACCGGUUCACACCUGUCCUGACCCUGGAGGAUGGGUUCUACGAAGUUGACUACAACAGCUUCCAUGAGACCUAUGAGACCAGCACCCCAUCCCUUAGUGCCAAAGAGCUGGCCGAGUUAGCCAGCAGGGCAGAGCUGCCCCUGAGUUGGUCUGUAUCCAGCAAACUCAACCAACAUGCAGAACUGGAGACUGAAGAGGAAGAAAAGAACCUUGAAGAGCAAACAGAAAGAAAUGGUGAUGUGGCAAACCUGGAGAAUGAAUCCAAAGUUUAGUGCCCUAGCUGGGCAACCCCUUCUCUUCUCCCCCCGACACAAUCUUUCCUUGUCUCUCAUUCUCUUUCUUUUUUGUCUCUCUUGCUUUGUUCUUUAUUUAUAUUUAAUUUUUACAUGACCAGAAAACAAAUCUUCAAGGUGUAAAAUAUCUACCUGCCCUCUCUCAGUUGUUUAGAUUGACAAGGUAGACGUGGAUUUGAUGAAGGUGCAAAGUGCUCUCGUUUGUGGCCCAAGCCUGGUCUCCUCCCAAAAUACUACACGUCCAACUCCUGGAGAUUUCAGUUACUUACCUGCAUGUGUUGUAUAAUACCAGAUCACUCAAAAAGGUGUGUCAAAGAUUUUACCUGGGAUAUGACAAGCAAGGUUUCCGGUGCCUAUUUAUUCAUUCAGUAAGACACAGAGUGGAGCCCUCAGUUUUAUAGAUCCCAAUUCUUUUCAUCUACUACAGGGUGAGGUGCUUGCCCCCGUGUGGGCGUGGCAGUUACAGGGCCCAGGUGAGCUGAAGACAAACCACUGUACAUAUAUAUGCCUUAUGUAAUUAUUUUCUUUUUGUAGUUAGUAAUAAAACCCAGCAUGUACAAAAGUACCAUAGAACAGAACUUCUAAAUACUGUACAUAGAUGUAUCAUUAAUGUAGGUUUAGAUAUAUAACUUUAGAAAUAAGAAGCCAAAAAAAAAAAAAAAAAGAAAGAAAGAAAGAUUCCUAACAUGCAGUAGGCGUUUCUGUUUUGAUGUCUGUGUUUUCCAGGUUAUUUUGAUCCCGUUGACGGCUGGCCCUUCAGUGCACAGCCUUUGUUUGUGUCUCAGACUGGCAGCCGUUAGGGUACCUCACUGUUCCCAUGCUGAUCCUUUCAUUGAAUCUAAUAAGCCAUAGGUCUGGGGGAAAUUGAGAGAUCUGGUAGAUGACAAAACCCACCACCAAUAUGCUGAUAUACUGUGAAAUGUUACAAAACAGAUGUCUUUUUUUAAAAGAUAACAAGGGCCUCACUAACUGGCCUGGAGGAGGGGGAAUACCAGGAAGGAGAUAUUCUCUAGCAUGUCACCAAAGGUAUGUUUUUACUUUUCACAUGAGCUCUUGCCCUUUGUAGUACAAUAAUUUAGGAAACUUUUCUGCAAAACCAUUGAUUCUCCAGCUGUAGUUUCUCUACAGACUGUUACAAUGAGACAGGGUAAGUUAGCGCAAGAUGGUUUGGGUCUAAAGCCAUGAAAUUCACGAAGGCAUGUAGUGAGUGACAUGCAUUAUAAUCAUCGACCUCUCACGCUUUGACUCUAUCUGGUGUUCUGAGAAUGACAUCUCGCCUGUCCCUGGGGCUUAUCCAUCAGCAUUUCUUGCAUUGUGAUCUUUUAUUUUUAUUCUUUUAUUAUUUUGAAAUGACCAGAGUUCAGUAUUCAAAGAUUAGAUCAACAAUCUUGAUGAUUGUCUAAGAAAUGUCUCCAGAGUACGCCACAGGUUAGAAAUCAAAUCCAAAGUGUCUCUCAAUCAAAAGAAAA